GAGUGGGACAGGGAACAUCACAGACACUGCAUCCUUCCAAGUGCUGGAUGUAGUUAACCGAACGCUGCUGCAUGUAUCUGUCCCUGGGGGCACUUUGCUGUAUCCAGUGUGCGGCAAGGACUGGCUGAUUCAAGCGUGUUUCUCUCUCUCUCUCUCUCUCUGUGUCCCCUUGACUCCUUAUUUUUUUCUCUCUCUCUCUCUCUCUCAGUCUCCAAUCCCUGCUACACCGCCUCACUAGAAGGAGCCAGUGUGUGGGUGUGACUGCAGCAAGUGCAUCGACUACCGAGCCAGAUGGAAGGGGCGGCUGGGCUCCCGGUGUUGCUGCUGCUGCUGGCCAGGCUCCUGGUGCCUACUGCGGGCGAGGCUCCCGCAGCGCCGCCGGGGACAGGGAUCCUCAACUGGGAUCGGAAAGAGUUGGCGCCCAAAGAAUGCUUCACCAUCCUGGCCCACCAUAACCGCCUCAGGAGCAAAGUGCAGCCUCCUGCGGCUAACAUGCAGAAGCUGGAAUGGAGUGAGAACCUUGCCCGACUGGCACAGCUGCGGGCAGCCAGUUGCCACAGGAAUCACCAGGAACCGUGGGCUCAGAGAGAAGAGGAGGAGGAGAUCGGCUGGAAUUACCAUUCCUCACCGGUUGGGACGUUGUCUGUCUCUGAAAUUGUUGACCUGUGGUUUCGGGAGGCUCAGAAUUAUCACUACCACACGGGACAGUGCAAAUACAAUACCUCCUGCCAGCAUUACACUCAGCUUGUCUGGGCGACCACCAGCAAAGUGGGGUGUGGGAAGCGCACGUGUUUUCAGAAUGGAGAAUGGAUGGACAUCGUUAUCUGUGCCUAUUCACCAGGAGGCAACUGGGAAAUCAAUGGAAGAACCAUCAUUCCUUAUAAGGAAGGGGCUUCAUGCUCCCUCUGCACCUCUCGCAUGUCAGGUUGCUUUAAAUCCUGGGAUCACCGUGGUGGACUGUGCGAGGUUCCCAGGAACCCGUGUCGGAUGAGCUGCAGUAAUAGAGGCCAGCUGAAUGUGAGCUCGUGUCGAUGUGAGUGUUUACCAGGAUUCACUGGAAGGUACUGCCAAGUCAGGUGCAGUGUGCAAUGCAUUCACGGGAAGUAUAGAGAAGAAGAGUGCUCCUGCAUGUGCAAUGUUGGAUAUGGAGGUGCCCUGUGUGGGGAAAAGAUGGAGUUUCCAUUUCAUACCUGUGAUAUCCAGAUUGAUGGAGAUUGCUUUAUGGUCUCUCCUGAAGCCGACACAUAUUACGGAGCCAAGAACGAAUGUCAGGAGCGAGGUGGGAUUUUAGCACAAAUUAAAAACCAGAAGGUGCAAGAUAUUUUGGCUUUUUACCUUAGCCAGUUAGAGACUACAAAUGAGGUGACUGACCCAGACUUUGAAACUCGCAACUUCUGGAUCGGCUUAACAUACAAAAUGUCGAGAGAUUCAUUCCGUUGGGACUCUGGGGAACUUCCCACUUUUUACAGUUUUGCUUUUGGACAGCCAGAUAAUCAGGGUUUUGGAAACUGUGUCGAGUUGCAAGUUUCAAGUGCUUUCAACUGGAAUGAUCAGCGUUGCAAGACGCGCAACCGAUACAUCUGCCAGUUCAGUGAGAAGCACGUUGCACAGUGGGCAUGAAUGGGAUGUCAAUUGUGUUUCCACGGAGAGAUGUGAAACAAGUGUCGAUUUGUAAAUGAACUGAACUAGCCACCGCAAUAGAUUAGGAAUCGGGGAUCGUAGGCACUGAGUCCGAGCAAAGGCCAGGGUCAGUUUCGUGGCCAACCAGCACAGUUCUGGCCAUCCUGACAGUAGGAAAGUAGUGUGCCCUUGAAAUGUAAGUCCUUUGUUAUAACACAGAGACCCUGCAUUCAAACAAGGCAAAGAAGAAUUGUUCUCAAGUUCCUGGACUUCUGGACACUAAGGGAAUUGGUUCAAAGGGUCUGGAGUCUUCUCCUUGGUGCUUCCACGACAAAGAAAUAUCAAAGGUCAUAGUACUGCUCACUCUGAGGAAUACCUCACCACUCAGUGUUGGGUUGGGUGGUGGGGAGUUAGUGUUUUAUGAUUCCCUGCACGACAAGCCGCUGAACUGCUCAGAGCCAUUCCCCCAGAGGGUGCAGCAAUGAAAACGAAUAAAUGCGCCAUGUUGGCAGGCAGAUAAGUUAUAAUUAUGUACCCUUCAGAUGACAUGCCUGCCUCCUCACUGCAUUGCUUUGUUCAAGGUGUGUGAAUGCAUUCGUGUG
Molecule: messenger RNA, 2222 nt
Organism: Chiloscyllium plagiosum (whitespotted bambooshark)
Lineage: Eukaryota; Metazoa; Chordata; Chondrichthyes; Orectolobiformes; Hemiscylliidae
Product: C-type lectin domain family 18 member A-like
Source: RefSeq, a predicted model, not a curated record